AUGAAGUUGAUUACUCAGCGCAGGCAGCAGCACCUCGCCGCAAUAUCUAUAGCAUUCGCUGACGUGCUGACAGAGCAAAGCGUAUGCGAGGCGGACAAAGGCGCUUGCAAGUGGGACGUGGUGAGCAAGACGUGCCAGCGUACCAGCUAUCUAACAUGGACACGUACGGAACUCUUUACGCUAUCAUACGCGGGGCUUGAGGCGGACGACUGCCCUAAUCUAGGCAAACGUAUAGCUAGGGAUGGCGUACUAAAGAUUCAGACGUGUCCGGCUGAUGAAAUGGACUGCAAGAUGACGGCGCGCCUAGUGCCUCAGCAGCGGUGCGAGCUGCGCGGGCAGGUGAUAGCUGAUACGGCCUGCAGUGAAGAGGCCGGCUCUUACCCUGAUAGGAAGAACCUCAAAUGCUGUUUAAUUGCGGCCAACGAGCCGGGCACUUGUGAAGCGCUGGCUUGGGGCCACCGGUUUUUCUGCAACCGUUGGGGGAUGAAAACGAUUGGUUCAACGCGUGAUAUCCCGGUCGAUGACUUGAGAAACCACCUAGGAAAGUAUUCUUCUGUACUGGAUUCUCUCGUUCGGCAACAUGCUCGUAGGGGCCUUUCAGAGGCGCAUUCCGAUUGGCCCGUCACACGGCCCCUUUCGACAGGACGGAUUGAUCAUGCUUGCCCAGACAGCCACUGCGGCCUUUGCACGCUGGAUCUAGUGGAAGAGGACGGCAUUAAUUUUGAGUGCGUUUGUGACGAGUUUGCAGUCUUGAUGGAACUCAAGUCAGCGCACUCUAUGUGGAGAGCUGGAAUGGUGGCUAUCGUCGCGUCAGUCUAA
Molecule: messenger RNA, 819 nt
Organism: Beauveria bassiana ARSEF 2860
Lineage: Eukaryota; Fungi; Ascomycota; Sordariomycetes; Hypocreales; Cordycipitaceae
Exons: 4
Coding region: 1-819 (272 amino acids)
Source: RefSeq, a predicted model, not a curated record